Molecule: messenger RNA, 4227 nt
Organism: Medioppia subpectinata
Lineage: Eukaryota; Metazoa; Arthropoda; Arachnida; Sarcoptiformes; Oppiidae
Source: the annotation of a GenBank genome assembly
AUGUUCAUUAAAAUGAGUGACGGAAUAAACACAUCGGUUGCCAUCGAUGGCAAAGAAGAGUCGCAACCAUUUCAAACAGAUGGCAAAGUGACCAUACGCAAAUUGCCCACUAACAACACUCACCAGGGUGGUAGUACUAAUUGCAAUUGUUCCAUGUGUGCAAUUUUAUGUGUGCCCGUUGCGUGCGCUGGAUCAUGUGGUUCAAUCUAUCUACACGACUGUCCCCGAGCGCCCGCAUUACCCAUAUUAAUGAUAAGAUACGAAAACUAUAUUAAUUACAUCAUUAAAAUGAGUGACGGAUUAAGCAAAUCGGUUGCCAUCGAUGUUAAUGAAGUGUCGCAACCAUUACAAACAGAGGAUAAAGUGACCAUCACCAAUUUGCAACCACCCAGCACCAGUGAACGCUCAAUCUACAGUCGCGUCGACUGCCCCGCAGCGCCGGCAAUACCCAUAUUGAUGAUAAUGGAUGUGGCGAUAAUAGUGUACCAUGCACGUUUUCCUAAUUUUGAAGACUCGGCAUCCGACGACUACUGUCACCCAAACCUAUAUUUGACCGCCUAUUGGAUACUUAAUAUACUGUUUGGCGUCGCGGCCAUAGCUAUUGCAAUAUUUUGUUGUUGUUUUUUACCCAAGUUGAUUUCUAAGAAGAAAUUGGUAGAAGUGAAACAUAUCGCCGAUAUAGUAGGCGAAUGGGGUAAAUGGCAGUUCAUGUUAUUCUCCCACUGUUUUCUAUUCUUUGGUUCCGCGGCUUUUGUUAAUAUGGGAUAUGUUUUUCACGCAAAACGUGUGGACUUCUGGUGCGCCGACACACCAACCAAUCUAACUUCACAACAUUUGAGCGAUGAAACAAAAUGUCAUAAAUAUAGUAAUCCAAACGAAAGCUGCACUCAUUGGGAGUACAAUAGGACUCAGUUUCGUAAAACAAUUAUUACUGAAUUUGACUUAGUGUGCGAUCGUGCUAACUUUGCAUCCCUGACACAAUCAGUUUUCAUGUUGGGUUAUGUGGUGUCGGGUCUCGUGUUAUCGCAUUAUAAAGAUAAAUAUGGUCGACGACCCGUCGUAUUGUUGUGCUAUUGCUCGAGUGUUGUGGCCCUAAAUAUCGUGCCUCCGUACGCAUAUUGGUUGCAGGACUUUCGAUACAUGCAAUUAAUAUCAGCCCUACCAUUGCUAGCAAUGUUAAUCUGGUUUUAUUGCCUUCACGAGUCACCACGAUGGCAAUUAAUUAAUGGCCAGACGGCUAGAGCUGAGGUUAUCAUUAAAAAGGCAUUGACAAUGAAUGGCAAAUCUGUGGACAACUUAAGCGAACAAAUGAGACAAUUGGCUAAUAGUAUGCAAACAACACCAGAAGCAAACAAAAAGGAGAAAGGUCACAACGUGCUGGAUUUAUUCAAAACACCAAACAUUAGAAAAUACACAUUCAUUAUAUGGUACGGACAGGCGAUAAACGCGUUGAUCUACUACGGGCUGAGUUUAAACAUGGGCGACUUUGGGGGCAAUUUCUACGUAACUUUCCUAUUGAUGGGUUUGAUGGAACUGCCGGCACAAGUAUUGCUCCCAUUAUUCCUGCGAUAUAUUGGGCGCCGCAAAGUGUACGCCAUGUUUAUGAUAAUCACAGCCAUGUCCUGCGUGGCAGUGGUUUUCUCCCAGAGCCAGAGCUCAUGGCUGCGGGUGUUGUUGGCAUUGGUGGCCAAAUACGGGAUUAGUAGCUCAUGGAUGGCGCUAUCAGUUCAUGGCUCGGAAAUCUAUCCGACAGUUGUCCGCAACACAGGACAAGGCGUGGCCUCAGUUGUCGGUCGCGUCGGCUCUAUUAGCGGUCCAUUUAUGGGAAAUUUGGCCUCUGUGACUAGUUUAACAUUUGUAAUGUGUUCAUGUGAAGUUAUGGUAAAAGUGAAACAUAUCGCUGAUAUAGUGGGCGAAUGGGGUAAAUGGCAGUCCCUAUUCUUCACCCAUUGUAUACUAUUGUGGGCGACCGAAGCUUUCGUUAACAUGGGAUUUGUUUUUCACACAAAACGUGUGGACUUCUGGUGCGCCGACACACCAAACAAUCUCACUUCGCAACAUUUAAGCGAUGAAACGAAAUGUCAUAAAUAUCUUAAUCCGAACGAAAGCUGCACUCAUUGGGAGUAUAAUAGGACUCAGUUUCAUAAAACAAUUAUAACUGAAUUUGAUUUAGUGUGCGAUCGGGCUAACUAUGCACCGCUAACACAAUCAUGUUUCAUAAUGGGUUAUGUGUUUUCGGGUCUCAUUGUAUCGCAUUUCUCGGACAAAUACGGUCGACGACCCGUCGUAUUCAUAUGCUAUGCCAUUGAAAUAUUGGGCGUUAUUUCCUGUGCCUUCUCAUAUAACAUUUACCAAUAUCUAAUCUCACGAUUUCUCACCGGACUGGGCUAUUCUGGCCUCAAUGGGGCUUUAUUUAAAUCAAUCAAAACUAAGAAAGGUCAUAAUUUGCUCGAUUUGUUCAAAACACCAAACAUGCGUAAAUACACGUUAAUCCUAUGGUACGCGUGGGUGGUAAACGCGGUUAUUUAUUACGGCAUCAGUUUAAAUAUGGGUGACUUUGGGGGCAAUUUCUACAUAAGCUUCCUAUUGUCGGGUUUGAUGGAACUUCCGGCAAAUCUGUUAACACCACUAUUCCUGCGAUAUAUCGGUCGACGAAAACUGUACGCAAUAUUCAUGAUAAUUACGGGCGCGUCGUGUGUGGCAGUGAUCGCCGCCGACCGGAGCUCAUGGCUGCGGGCUGUCAAUAGGCGUGCUGACCUGAGCCUCAGCACAGUCAACAGCCAGCGAAUCGUUCUAUUAGCGCACCAUUUAUGGGGAAUUUGGUACAUUAACUGUAGUAAUAAGACCCGACAGCAGCCAAAACACUGUGCCUCUGUGACUAGUUUAACAUUUGUGAUGGUAUUAUAUGGUGUUCUAACAGCUGUGGGCGCAAUACUAGUGUUGUAUUUGCCCGAAACGAAAGGCAAGGAAAUUCCCGACACAUUAGAAGAGGCUGAAAAUUUAGAUAAAAACAAUCCCCGGCUCAACAGGGAAGAAUGUUCCCGGGUAGAAGUGAAACAUAUCGCUGAUAUAGUGGGCGAAUGGGGUAAAUGGCAGUUCAUAUUAUGCGCCCAUUGUUUUUUGUUGUGGUCGUCCGCCGCCUUCAUUAACAUGGGAUACGCUUUUCACGCAAAACGUGUGGACUUCUGGUGCGCCGACACACCAACCAAUCUCACUUUUGAUUUAGUGUGCAAUCGGGCUAACUAUGCCUCUCUAACCCAAGCAUUUUUCAUGUUGGGUUAUGUGGUGUCGGGUCUUAUUGUAGCUCAUUAUUCGGACAAAUACGGUCGACGACCCAUGGUGUUAAUGUGCUAUGUCGUUGAAAUAUUGGGCAUAAUUUCCUGUGCCUUCUCUUAUAAUAUAUACCAAUAUCUAAUCUCACGAUUGUUGGUUGGAGUGGGCUAUUCAGGCCUUAGUCGAGCUACUGAAUACUCGAGUGCUGUGGCCCUAAAUAUCGAUCAGAUAUACAAAUCGUGGCCGGAAUUGGUUGGCGAUGCUAAUCUGUCUCCGCGAUGGCAGUUAGCUAAUGGACAGAUAGACAGGGCUGAGGUUACCAUUAGAAAGGCAUUGCAAAUGAAUGGCAAAUCUGUUGACAAUCUAAAAGUGCAAAUGCAACAAUUAAAAGUUGACAAAAAAGAGAAAGUAAACGCGUUAAUUUAUUACGGACUGAGUUUCAACAUGGGUGAUUUUGGGGGCAACUUUUACGUAACAUUCGUAUUGUCGGGUUUGAUGGAACUUCCGGCACAACUGUUAACACUAGUACUUCUACGAUAUAUCGGUCGACGAAAACUGUACGCAAUAUUUAUGAUAAUCACUGCCCUGUCGUGUGUGGCAGUGAUCGCCGCCGACCAGAGCUCAUGGCUGCGGGUGUUGUUAGCGUUGGUCGGGAAAUACGGUAUCAGCAGCUCAUGGAAUGUGAUUCAAAUCCAUGGCUCAGAAAUCUAUCCGACAGUUGUCCGCAACAUCGCUGUAGGGAUCGCCUCAGUUGUCGGUAGGGUUGGCUCUAUUAGCGCACCAUUUAUGGGAAAUCUGGCAUCUGUGACUAGUUUAACAUUUGUGAUGGUAUUAUAUAGCGUACUGACAGCUGUGGGCGCAGUACUAGUGCUAUAUUUGCCCGAAACGAAAGACAAGGAAAUUCCCGACACGUUAGAAGAAGCUGAAAAUUUAUAUCAAAACAAUAUUAUUUAA